Messenger RNA from Saccharomyces mikatae IFO 1815, 1941 nucleotides. It is a transcript of the gene RAD61, whose product is annotated as Rad61p. NCBI's taxonomy places the organism in Eukaryota, Fungi, Ascomycota, Saccharomycetes, Saccharomycetales, Saccharomycetaceae. The transcript has a single exon. The record is from RefSeq and is a predicted model, not a curated record. Bases 1 to 1941 code for a protein of 646 amino acids.
AUGAGAGCAUAUGGAAAGAGGGGCCCAGUUUUCAGGUCCUCUUUCAUGUCCAACAGAAGAUCGUCAUCAUCUUUCAGUGUAGAAUUUAGUGAUGACGAUGUAAAUUCUAUUAUUCCAGAUAUAAGUUGUACCAUUUCGAGCAGCAUUUCCGAUAAUCCGAUAGAAGAGUUAAUGGACGAACAGGCGAUUGCUGGGGAUGACGCACCUUCACUCGAUAGUAUCAAUGGGGAAGUGUUAUCACCACCAAAUUUAAAGGAGAAGAACUCAAAUGUUAGACUUAUAAAUAGUGGUGAUACAUCUGAAGCGUUUAUGAGAAAAGAAAAAUUGAGUGCUUUUGAUUUUCUCGAUGGUUCCAAGACAUCUAAAAGAAAAAGAAGAAGGACAUAUCAAAGACAUGACAUAAACGUAUCAUCUUCGAUCGAAUCAAACAUACAAGAUGAAGACAAUAUUUUGUUACAGAAUGAAUCUGAAACAAUAAAGCAGAUAUACAAUGAUAUCAACGAAUUCAUAUUGAACCUACCAAAGGCUGACGAAGAUGUGUUGAACAAAAUGUUCGAAAAUGAAGUGAAGAAAGAUAACGACGAAGAAGACGACAAUACACGCACAUCUAAAGACAAAAAGUAUGGGAAAUUCAGAACAAUACUAUUAAACAAGAAUAAAGCAGAAGAAAUAGUGGAGGAAGAAGAAGAACAAGGAAUUAACGCGGUAUCCAUAAGUAACGCUCAUAGUGGUAACGCUGAAAAAGAAGGAUUAACUUCAACAAACCACUACAAUGAAUUGAAAAAUAUGGGAGACACAAUAAAAUAUCAAGACGAUAUUGAGUUCUUUCUAUCAAAUCAUAAGAAUAAUCACAAUGAUAAAUUUCUAAUAAAUGACCACUUUAAGAAACUUUUGAAUCUAUCUUUAAUGAUCAUCAACGAUGGGGGAUUCUUCCAGUAUUCAAAAAGAUACUUCAAAAAGGAAAUAAUUAGUCUUACUUUUGUUCAGAUUCAAUCAGAUUUUCCUGAAUUGAUGUUAUUGCAGGGUUAUUUGCUAUAUAAACUUAGUGAAUCUGAAUGCGAUUUCCCACCAAACUUUGAGAGUUUUUCUAUUGAGUUAAGUCGAAAUGAAAGUAAAGUAUGGAAAAGAAAUAAGAACAUCAAUAAACUCUCAUACCUGAACUUUGAAUACUUUCUUCAAAAGACCCAGUUCCGAACAGGACUUUACUAUUCGUUAUCACUCUGGGAAAUGCAUAGAAAACUAUCGAUGGAUAUAACUAGAAGAAUAUCCAUUCUUGCUUCAAAUAAGGACUUAUUUAGUCAACAUGUGAUAGCUUUUAUUCACCUGUUAGAAAAAAUGAUAACAGAUUUCAAUUUUGGCCACACAUAUUUUAAACAUCCUGAUAUGCUUGAUGGAAUGAUUAGAAAUUUGAAUAACCAGUUCAAGGAUAUGGUAGGUAACAACUCAUUAGUCAAGAUUCUAAUCUUGCUAACAAAUAUGGAAGGGCAUGAUUAUUCACUAUGGAAAGAUGUAAAUAUGAUAUUCAAAGAUUCGAUGAACACAAUUUUAAAGAGUAUAUAUCCUUUGAUUAAUGCGAAAGUGGAUAACGUUCUCUUGCAUUUAGGACUCUGUCUCAACAUUUGCGGUAGAGAAGAUCGUGGUUUGAAGGUUGAUGACGAAGUAUGGCAUAAUAUGAAAGCCGUAUUUCUUAAAAUGAUCCGUAAAAGUUCUGAAGUUGAAAAUAGACUGACCCAGGGUUUAUUCUAUUUAAAUUUUGCAUUUGUAGUUAACCAACGAAGAGAGCACAUUUGUUUAAAUCCAAAAGACCUCAACACAUUACUAGUAGAAUUAGAAGUAUUCAAAUCAGAAACCUCGCAAUUCAAUGAAGGAAUUUCAAACAAAAUCGAAAUUGCAUUAUGUUACUUAAAAUCAAUCUAUAAAAAAGAAAACGGCACCUCUUAA